GCAGCCGAGGCGGGAAGGAAGGAUCGAAGUCUGAGAAAGCGAGCGAAGAAGCGCUUGGAAUCGUGAGGUGGAUGUCCUGAUAAGCCAAUGCAAUUAUGGCAUUACGAAGAUCAGAAUACACCAUCGGUGGUGUAAAAAUUCUCUUCCCGUGCAAGGCGUAUCCAUCACAACUUGCUAUGAUGAAUGCAAUUGUGAAGGGGCUGAGCUCCAAGCAACACUGCCUGCUGGAGAGUCCCACUGGAAGUGGAAAAAGCUUGGCCCUGCUCUGCUCUGCGCUGGCCUGGCAGCAAUCGCUCUACGAAAAACCACUGGAUGACUUGUGCUCAAAAGAAUCCAAGAAGACCGAGAUUUUGAAACUCUGCCGAUGCCCAUGCCACGCUAAAUUGUCCGGUCGGGAUGCAGAAGGAGACUGUCAAACCACAUCUUCUUUCUUCCCCAGCUAUGCAACAGAGACCUCACCAGGCGGUGGAAGUAGCUCAACCCACAAAGAAAGCGUCUCACCAAUUACAUUGGCUUCAAAGCUGUCUGCCAAACAGCAAGCCUCAUUCUAUGAAGACGAUGACAGCGACAGUGAUUUUAAAGUGGAAAGAAAGAGGAUUCGUUCACUCGAAACGGAGCAGCAGGCGAGAAAACGACACCGGCUGACUAUAGGAACCCAGCUAGUGGAUGCUUUGGAAGUUCAUGAACAGCGGAAAAAUGGGGAAUUGAGAGUGACUCUCGGAAAAGCAGAUCCUCCCUCACUUAAAACAUUGCAGCCUUCCGGUCCCUGCACGACGUGUUCCUGCUUUGCCAUCCAGCAAAACGCCCAAAAUGCUGCUGAGGCCAAGAAGGAGAAUGGCGGGAAGUUGCCCAUCCCCAAAAUAUUUUUUGGCACCCGUACUCACAAGCAAAUAGCCCAGAUUGUGAAGGAGCUGCACAGGACGGGCUACUCAUACGUCCACAUGACCAUUCUGUCAAGCAGGGAGUAUUCCUGCGUCCAUCCGAGGAUCUCCCGAGGCAGCAACAAGAAUGAAAAAUGCGCAGAGUUGCUGGAAGGAAAAGAGGGUGUGUCUUGUUCCUUUUAUCAUGGAGCCCACAGGCUGACUGAGCAUCUCUCCAUACCGUCGGUGGAUAAAAAAGCUCAGGUUUGGGAUUUAGAAGAGCUGGUGAGCUUGGGGAAAAAAUUCCGAUCCUGCGCCUAUUUUGCAGCUCGGGAGCUCAUGGCAUAUGCCGAGAUUGUGUUCUGCCCUUACAACUACCUUUUGGACUCCCAGAUAAGACAAAGUAUGGAAAUUGAGUUGAAAGACCAGGUGUUGAUUUUAGACGAGGCUCAUAAUAUCGAGGACUGUGCCCGGGAGUCAGCCAGCUACAGCGUGACGGAAGAACAGCUCAGAUUGGCUCAAGAGGAGCUGGACACCAUGGUGAAUAGCCACAUUAGACCGAACGACCACAAGCCCUUGCGUGCUGUGUGCUACAGUCUGACAAAUUGGUUAAGGGGCGCCUGCGGUCAGCUGAUCCAGAGCGGUUACGAGACCUCAAGUAAAGUCUGGAGCGGAAGUCAGAUGGUGGCUAAUUUCCAUGAAAUGGGAAUAACGGAUGCUACGCUUCCCAUUUUACAGAAACAUCUUCAUGCCGUGCUCGAAAAGGAAGAAAAGUUGCCUGGGUUUGAAAAAGUGGUUUCUGUUCCAGUUAUAAGUCCUUCAACUCAAGUUAUCCUAAAAGGGCUCUUUAUGGUCAUCCAGUAUAUGUUCAAAGAAAACCACAGGUUUGCUGACGAUUACCGAAUCGCCCUGCAGCAAACCUUCACCUGGAUAAAUGAAAAUCCACCUGACACACUGGAUAUGAACGGUUUCUUGGCCCGUCCCCGGAAAAAAAUGCGACACAAAACGGCCGUGAACAGCCUCAACUUCUGGUGCUUGAAUCCAGCUGUGGCCUUUUCCGAUUUAAGCAGCAUGGUCCGAUCCAUCGUUUUAACCUCGGGAACGCUUUCUCCCAUGGAUUCCUUUUCAUCCGAGCUCGGGGUGAACUUUUCCAUUCAGCUUGAAGCGAACCAUGUCAUUAGAAAUUCUCAGGUCUGGAUUGGCACCAUUGGAGCAGGUCCGAAACGCCGGCAGUUACGGGCAACUUUUCAACAUACAGAAACGUUUGAGUUUCAAGAUGAAGUCGGCGAACUCCUGCUGUCGGUCUGUCAGACGGUGCGACAUGGGGUUUUGUGUUUUUUGCCCUCUUACAAGAUGUUAGAUAAGCUGAAGGAUCGCUGGCUGCACACGAGCUUGUGGGAGAAGCUUGAGCUGAUUAAAACGGUCAUCGUGGAACCCAAAGGAGGCGACAAAGCUGAUUUCGAUGAGCUGCUUCAAAUAUACUCCGAUGCCAUCAAGUCUAAAAACGGCAAAGACGGAGCGCUGCUUAUUGCUGUGUGCAGAGGCAAAGUCAGCGAAGGCUUGGAUUUCUCCGAUGACAACGCCCGGGCGGUUCUCACCAUUGGAAUUCCGUUUCCAAACUUGAAGGACCUUCAGGUGGAACUGAAAAGGAAAUACAACGAUCAACACUCAAAAGCCAGGGGCCUUCUGACAGGAAGCCAGUGGUAUGAAGUCCAGGCCUACAGAGCUCUGAACCAAGCCCUUGGCAGAUGCAUUCGCCACCGAAGCGAUUGGGGAGCACUUAUUUUAGUCGAUGACCGUUUUGGAAAGAGCCCCAAUAAAUACACAGCUGGGUUGUCUAAAUGGAUUCGUCAGCAGAUCCAUCACUACGAAGACUUUGAUUGUGCCCUUAACUCUUUGGAUGCCUUUGCUAAAAUGAACCAGAAUGGCACUGAAGCUGCCCUUCAGGAUCCCAACAGCUCUCUGCUCCUGUCUACAAGUUCAAAGAUUCUGACACUACUUUCUGCUCCGGAGGGAGCUCUUCCUUUAACACCUGGCGCUCUUCAUGAAAGGAAAGCACAACUUUCAGUUUUGGAAACAGGCUCUGCCGAACGCAUCACAACUCGCCCAACAACCUCCGAUUCACCCUUCUCCACAAAGCAAAAUAAAUUGACAGGCUCCAGCCCCAUGGGUUCCACGGCUGAAAACAUGAAGAAGAGAGCAAGCGAUCAGUUCUCCGCUGGCAGCAUAGAAAAUUACUUCACUAAAAUGCGGAAUUCAACCCCAGCAGUAAAAAAGAAUUACAUCUUCAGGGCUCCCGGGCCAACGGAAAAAGCAGGGGAGGAAGACGGUCACUCUGUUCCUUAUGGACCCCGGCAGAAUAUUUUGAGGGUCGAAGAAGAUCAACCAAUAAGACAGUUGCCAGAUGGCAAAACGGUUCAUGGUUCUCCAAGGACAAAGAUGACCUUGAUGACUGAGAAAUGUCCCCACGAAAGACAGCACGCUGGACAUAAAGGCUUGGAGAAGGUAGUGUCUUCUCCCAGGAGGUCAGAUCCUGGUGUCGAAACCGAUGCUGGAGACGACAGGCUCUGUUUUACACCUGAACUGUAUGAUGAUGAUGAUGAUGAAGAGGUGGUGGAAGAGAAGAACGAAGGCAUGAUUCACAAUCACGACAGCACUUUGACUUCCUUUGAAACCACAAACACAGUUCUGGCGGAAGAACUUUGUCCACCCAGCGCUCAAAGGCCAGGAGAAGCAGGAAUGGGCGCAGAGUGGUGGGGGGCCGCGGAGCACAGCCAGAAUGACAGAAGUGCCGUUGAGGAAGCUGGGCAUAAGGUCGGCAUUGAGGAAACGAAGCAGGAGGCAGAGAGAGAGGGAAAUCAGCUUCCUGGAUCACAAAGCAAAGGGCUGAAAGUACAGAGAAGGUAUACGCGAAGAGCAAGGAAGACUUCUAAUAACAGAAAGGCACACCAGCAACAGGUAACCUUGAAAGAAUGUGUAGAUCGAAGAGUAUGAGUGGAAAUACUGGUUACCCAGUGAGGUCCAUGUUAUGUGAAACCUUCGGCUCCCAUUAAAUAAAGAUCUCAAUGGAUAAGGUGACAUCAAUUACAAGACCUCCUUCUGAUGCUCGUGAGCUUCAAGAUUGACCGUUGGCUAGAAACAUCUUCCUUCUUCAUUGUUCAAGGCCAGACAGAAGAAGUCACGGAAAUCAUGCAAGUACUUCUCGUGUGACUUACUUCCAGGUAACCAAAGGAGGAAUUAGAUUGUGGGAACAUCUUGAGAAGAAACAGAGUCUUUAAGUCAUGUUGAUUUUUCUGAAAUUCAGCAAUAUUUAAGUCCUGGAGGCUAUUUUCUCUUUCCUUUUUCAACAACAGCAAUGGACCUGCCAUUGCUAACACCCAAUGUUCUGUCAUGUAGAACAGUCAUUUACACUUGGUUGCAAAAUGAUGCCUUUGCAGUCAACCAUUUGGCUUCUGCAAGAAUUGAGGUUCUCACCUUAUAGAAGUGAGCAGAGAAUGGCAUGGGAGGACAUAAUUAAAGGCAAGAACUCUAUGAUUCUUCCUGGAUUUCACUCCCAUUCAAUCAAUCAGUCCAUUCCACUGAGAUGACUCUCAAAGUUGAUCCACCUUCAUUUGUGCAGCAAUCUUAUAGCUUUCUAAGGACAUCCACAAGGAUGUCCAACCUUGGCUAUAAGAUUUGUGGACUUUGACUCCCAGAAUUCCAUUCUGGCUGGGGAAUUCUGGGAGUUGAAGUCCACGAAUCUUAAAAGUUGCUAGGAUUGGACACCCCCUGGUUUUAAAAAUCAGGAUGGUCAAUGGAAUCAAGUAAGUGAAGUCUCCCAGCUUUCUUAAUGUGUGUCAUAUGUGCCACACACCUAAAAAAAGGGGGGGGGGCAAGACUAAGUUACAGCCACCACUGAUUUUUUUGACCACUGUGUGGUCAUCCCUGCAUUCACCCACAUGUCUUCAGAAUGGACUUUCUGCUUUGUUAAGGAGGCUACCUGCUCCUUAGCAUUUUUGAAAGCCUUAAACGUGCCGGUGUUUGAAUUAGAUUGUAAUUUGUUAAUAAUUUUGUAUAUGUCGGUGCACCUCUGUAUUUUAUUUCGGUUGGUGUUUUUACUGUAAAGGUCUAUGAGACUUCAGAAAUUGGUGGAAUA
Molecule: messenger RNA, 4995 nt
Organism: Thamnophis elegans (Western terrestrial garter snake)
Lineage: Eukaryota; Metazoa; Chordata; Lepidosauria; Squamata; Natricidae
Gene: BRIP1
Product: BRCA1 interacting protein C-terminal helicase 1
Exons: 21
Coding region: 96-3854 (1252 amino acids)
Biological process (GO): nucleotide-excision repair; double-strand break repair involved in meiotic recombination
Cellular component (GO): nucleus
Molecular function (GO): hydrolase activity, acting on acid anhydrides, in phosphorus-containing anhydrides; ATP binding; DNA helicase activity
Source: RefSeq, a predicted model, not a curated record